AUGAUACUAUCCUCGGUGUUUUUGACUGCAUUGUUAGUCGCAAUCGGAGUGCAGGCACAACCGCGCAGUAUCACGAAUAUCCCAAUUGACGGCUGCUCAGCACUCCCAAGGUGGAAUAAUGAAACGAAUAUUGCUGGACCGUGGACGUUCCAGCUUGCAGGUUGCAGGUAUGGGACGGCCUCUUGCAGUAUCGAGGGCUAUACGGCAAGCUGCGAGGUGAAACGGUCGGCAGAAGAGAAAGGGAUUAAUCGAGGAACUAUCAUCAUCGGCGACAGCCUAUACACUGCGAAGACCAUGUUCCGCUGCAACGGCGCCCUGCGCACCUUGGAAGCCUACGUCCCCUCCGGUGCUGGAGCAUUAGAUUGGCACGCGAUCGGUAUUCGCCGAGAUCCCAGGACGGGUGAGAUGGAAUGGGGACUGGGUUCUAAGGAAGCCGAGCGGGUCGAGGUAUACCAACGAUAUGAGCGAGGUGAACCGGGUGAGGGUUUCUUGCUGGGAUCUCAGGGCCGAACUAAUUGGAUCGUUCGCCAUUCUGGCUCGAGCUUGAACAGCUUGGACCAUCAGCCCUUCUGGUCCCUGCGUCUUAUGGGAUCAGAUACGAAGCGACGAGCUGGCGAGUAUGAAACUCGGAUUCGAAUCAACAGCGAUUAA
Molecule: messenger RNA, 651 nt
Organism: Penicillium subrubescens
Lineage: Eukaryota; Fungi; Ascomycota; Eurotiomycetes; Eurotiales; Aspergillaceae
Exons: 2
Coding region: 1-651 (216 amino acids)
Source: RefSeq, a predicted model, not a curated record